Saccostrea echinata is the source of this 1551-nucleotide messenger RNA. RefSeq lists its product as uncharacterized. The coding region runs from base 1 to 1551 and encodes 516 amino acids. Gene Ontology annotation, biological process: xylulose metabolic process. Gene Ontology annotation, molecular function: D-xylulokinase activity. The record is from RefSeq and is a predicted model, not a curated record. Gene Ontology annotation, cellular component: cytosol. Lineage: Eukaryota; Metazoa; Mollusca; Bivalvia; Ostreida; Ostreidae. The transcript has a single exon.
AUGGACCUCAGUACCCAGAGUCUUAGUGCCACCAUUCUGCAACAGCUGCCGGGCCACUCAGACAAAGACACAGAACUGCGCUCCUGUGGCAGCUGGAGUAUCGCCUUUCGCGAUGUCGCAGGAAAAUAUGCGCUGGAUCCGCAAAACCUGUGUCUGCUGGAAGCCGCCAGGAGCUGUGAGGGCUUUUUUGCGCAGCCACCACAGAUGUUCCUGGCAAGCCUGGAUCUGCUGCUGGCAAAAAUGCAGGCGGCCGGUGCGCCACUGGCUUCUGUGGACGCGCUCAACUGUUCGGCCCAGCAGCACGGCCAGGUCUGGUUGAACCGCUCGUUUGCUGACUGCUGUGCGGCAUUACAGCGGCCACAGAGUCAGCGCUCCCGUCUGCCGGAACUCUUUGCCCGGAGCUACGGCUGCCCCGUUGCACCGAUCUGGAUGUGCAGCCAGACUCAGGCCGAAGCCGGGCACCUGCUGGGCAGGCUGGGUAAGGAAAGAGUACUGGAGCUGAGCGGCUCGGCCGCGCCGCUGCGCUUCAGUGGUCUGGUGCUGCGCUGGCUGGCGCUGCGGGAACCCGCCAUGUACGGUCUGUCUGUGCGGAUUCAUCUGCUGAGUUCCUGGCUGGCCGCUGUGCUGAGCGCUCAGAGCAGCGUGCCGCUGGACUGGGGCAGCGCGGCGGGGACAUCGCUGAUGGAUUACCGCCGGAAAUGCUGGUCGGAAGACCUGCUGGACUGCCUGGCCGAAGGACUGGAAGGAGGGCCGGAAGGCCUGCGCGCCCGACUGCCGGAACUCUGCCCGGCGCAGCAGUGUGUCGGGACCCUGGCCCCGUAUUUCGGCAAAUACGGUCUGCGCCGCGAUUGCCUGGUGCUGGCGGGCAGCGGCGACAACCCCCAGACCAAAGUCGCUCAGCAGGGCGACCUGCUGAGUCUGGGCAGCAGUUUUGUGUUGAUGAGCCAGGCAUCUGGCUGCCACGAAUGGGCCAAUGCCAUGUAUGACGGCCUGGACCGGCCCUUUUCGUUUGCCUGCCGCAGCAACGGUGCCCUGGUCUGGGAUGCCUGGCGGGAGCAGCUUGGCCUUUCUCUGGCACAGCAGGACGAAUUGCUGGCGCAGUAUCCUCCAGGUUCGGUGGAGCCGCUGUGCCUGCGUCUGCUCAACGAAAGUUUCCCGCCCGGCCCGGCAACGCAUCCGGCCAUUGAGAAGGUGGUCCGGCCGUAUACGGAGCCCGGUAAAAAUCUGGCCGCCGUUAUUGAUGGCACCUUGCAGGAGCUGCACCAGGCUUGUGUGGAAGUUUUCGGGCCAGGGCGCGAGGUGUUGUAUGUGACUGGUGGUCCUGCCCGCUCACCACAGAUUCUACGUCGCAUUGAAGAGUUCUGGCAGCGCCCGGUGCGGACCUUCCACAGCGCCGGAGCCUCUUACGGCGCAGCCAGGCGGCUCUGGCGGCUCUGGCGGCCUGUCGCUCUGCCGGGUUUCAGGGGCCGUUCAGGGGGGGCCAGGGAUGAACUGCUCACACAGCCGGCAGGAGACAUCCACAUCAAAGCCGGGGUAGGGCAGGAAGAUUAA